Ostrea edulis (European flat oyster) is the source of this 4272-nucleotide messenger RNA. Its product is annotated as protein artichoke-like. Bases 641 to 3646 code for a protein of 1001 amino acids. Lineage: Eukaryota; Metazoa; Mollusca; Bivalvia; Ostreida; Ostreidae. The record is from RefSeq and is a predicted model, not a curated record. Gene Ontology annotation, cellular component: plasma membrane. The transcript is spliced from 4 exons. Gene Ontology annotation, molecular function: protein binding.
CCACCAAACGCGAUACUCUACGCAGAGCACUGAUUUUAGUACUUGAGUUUCUUCUUGUUCUCUCGCCAUUAAGUUACCCCAUACCCUGGGUAGUAACAAUGUUUUUCACAAGCUAGUGUCAUAAAGUUCCUUAUCCAUUCUGAACGCACGGUGUUCAACAGGGUUAUGAAUUUCUUAUCAGGGACGGAAACGACCACAACAGCUCUCCGAUCUUUUUUUUCUUCUGAAUGUAGGUAAAACUCUGCUUAUGCGUACGCAGGGGCAAUCAAGCGUGUAGAUGAUUUUGAUUGACAUUAUAGGUCUUUUUAAUUCGAGCCGAGCCGCAUUACAAUUAGUCCGCGAAAGGAAAAGAGGGCCGACACUCCGAAAUACGAGUAAUGCUCGCUGGCGUUCGAGUACACUGCUGUUGAUGAAUGAAAGCCGUAGUAGGUUUAAUUUGUUUUAUAAAUCGUAGGCCUUUGUCAAACACAUGCGCCUUAACGGAGGAUAUAUAUAACAUGGAGUACGAAGUCUAUGGCCCAAAUUGAAUACAACUUUGACCGAAGAACAACAGAAAUUCAUCUUCCAAUGAUAAAUCUUCAGGAUUUUUUUUUUAAUUUAGAAAACAAGAAAAGAAAAUAACUACUGCAACUUGAAGACUAUGGGUUAUCUGACGAUUGCAUGUUUAGUGUUGUUGGAUAUUUUCUGUAACUCUGUGCAUAGCUUUGGUACCUACCCAAGACGGUACAACCGAGACUUAGACGGAGGGAACAACUGUCCCACUCAAUGUAGGUGUAUGAACCUUAAUCAUCGGGGGACCCGGAAUGUAUUAGACGCCGUGGAAGGAGGGAGUCGAUGGACUGCAAAAGGAUUUGAGGAACUGACGGAGAUGAUGAGCGAUGCCCCCACCGUCAGCGGGCGAAGUAUGGUCUGUCAGGGCCUUAGAAGGGUCCCCUCUCCUAUACCCUCAGAUAUAACGAAGCUAACCAUUUACGGCGACAGCAGUUCCGGUGUACCGGAAACGGUAGCGGACCAGCCUCGUGGCGACAUCCAGCGGGCUCCUCUGAUAUCCGACACCCAGAUCCGAUAUAUAGAAACCAACUCCUUCCGGGACAACACGGAAAUGAAGGAAAUUACCAUGUCUGGAAACAACAUUGGAAUUCUCUACCCUUACACAUUCCAGCACUUACGGUCUCUAGAAGUCCUGAUAUUCCCAAAUAAUAACGUACGCCAUCUAUCGGCGGCCGUUUUUAACGGUCUCACUUUAUUGAAGCAGCUUCAGCUGUCUGACAAUAUGUUCCGAUUCCUGCCGAGUACUGUAUUUGACGAUCUACAAGAACUUAAGAUUUUGAAUUUGAAUGGCAAUAAAAUUAGAUACAUCCAACGAAAUCUCUUUGCUCCAUUGAAGAAACUUGAAAUAUUGGACCUUUCUCGAAACAACAUCACCGAUUUAUUUGAUGACGUCUUCAGUGCUAACACUGAAAUUAAAGAAUUGCUUCUGAAUGGAAACCGGCUUUGGAAAAUCCGUGCCAAAUGGUUUGAGAAUUUAACUAACCUACGGAGUCUUUCACUCCGAGGUAACGUUAUAAAGUCGAUCGAAUCUCGAACAUUUACGAAUCUCUUUAACUUGGAAGAACUACUGCUGUCCGCUAAUCACAUCAGUCAAGUCAAGGAUAAUGCGUUCGAAAGUCUGCGAGACUUAAAGAUCCUUGAUUUGGCUACAAACGACAUAGCAGACAUUCCAAAGAUGUCAUUUUUUCAACUCGAAAGUUUAGAGGAAAUGUAUUUGGGUGGAAACAAAUUGCAGACAAUUAGAAACUACACUUUUUAUCACGUCAAAUUCUUAAAAACAUUAGAUAUUUCACGAAAUCUCGUUGAAAAUAUAGAAUACGGAGCAUUCCAUCAACUUCGUUUGGUCCAAGAACUCGACCUCUCCCAUAAUAAACUACGAAAAGUUGAGAAAGACUUAGUUUUGGGAAUGGAUGAACUCAAAGACAUUAACAUGGAAUACAACUUUAUUAGUGACAUUGAAAGCGAAGCGUUUAAAACCACCACAAGCUUUAUGUCGUCCAAAGUGUCCGUCCUUGAUCUCCAAGGCAACGAUCUACGGAAGAUAGGGGCGGAGAGUUUCAAGGGGCUUCCUCAAUUAAAAUCUCUUGAUAUGGGAAAUAAUAAAUUGAGACGAGUGCAUAGUAUGGCAUUUUCUAGUUUGAGCAACUUAAGAAAACUUACUCUCAGUAACAACAAAUUAAAAAAUAUCAAUAAUGGUUUAUUUUCAAACCUCGUGAGGCUGCAGGAACUAGAUUUGUCUACUAAUAAGUUUCAAUCAGUACCAUCGAACGCCUUCAGCGGUCUUGUUGACCUUCAGGAUCUUAACAUCGCUUACAACAGCAUCUAUGAUCUCUCAGACAAUGCCCUCCGUACCCUGCGGCACUUAGUCCUUCUUGAUAUGAAGGGUAACAAACUCCUCCACUUCAACUUCACGUGGAUAUCGAACCUGCCCCAAUUGUCCAGUGUCGAUCUCUCGUCUAAUUAUCUGUUCUGGAUAGACGUCCCUGAAAGUGUCAAACUGAGCCUCAAGGAAUUCUCAAUCGCUAAUAAUAAUCUUAAAACGGUACCCUCUGGCGUAAAAAAGAUCCUCGCUCAAUCAGCUUUUGUUGACUUGACGGGCAACGCUAUGGACUGUAAUUGUAAGCUGAGAUGGCUUCUAGAUCCAGGCCUAUCAAGCUACAUACACGUGGAUAAGAUGGAUGAAAUUAUUUGCAAAAGUCCUGAUAGACUUCACGGUCGUAAGUUGAUGCAUCUAAUGGAUACUGAUCUGAAAUGCAUGGGCAAUGCCAGUCAACAGAAUCACCCUUCAUUAAUGUGCAGUGCUUUGACACUUCAGCAGAAAUCUACAAUGUCAGCGAGACUUGGAAACAAACUUUCAAUCCGUCGACAUGCCACAAUCUAUGACAACCGUCGACAGCCAAUAGCUAACGGUAUCGUUAUUGGGGAAGGCUGGAUCUUAACGGUAGGAACAGCUAUGGAGUCCGCGGAACAAUCGACGAUGAACUCCAGGUUUAGCAUCAGGAUCGGGCGUGCAAAGAAGCCCUUGCGAAUCGUCAGCAUCCUGCCUCACCCAUUAGUCCCCAUGAAAAUGCAGCAGUACAAUGUGGCACUGAUUCGGUAUGUAACCGGGAAAAAGAAGAAGGAAAACAUUGAAUAUCCGUGCUUUUUAACGCAAAGCCAGUACGAAUCAGUUUCCAAGAUUGUUCAGAAGGUGUCGUUUACUACAAGACUUACCUCAAAAAGACGGAACGCUAAACUUAAACCCAAGAAAGGGCGCCUGUCCCGAACGUGCUUCAGCGAAAAGUUUAUCUGCUCGAAAGUCAAAGCAGGAAGACAAAAGAAAAACGAAAGCAUGCUAAUCGAUGGAUCACCUCUGUAUUUAGGAAAACCGGGUGAUUCAAAGAUGGCGGGCAUAGGAGUUUAUAUGAAGACUAUUAGAAAUAAAUUUGAAUACGCUUUCAUUCCUAUUUGGUCAGUUUCCGAUUGGAUAGGGACAGUGAUGAAAGAAUUUGACUCAAAAUGCACAUUAAACAAAAGAAGUGCAAAAUGUGAAAAUCUGAAAUUGCCUUCAAUAGAGGACAUGAUUAUGGAAUUGCAGCCAAUGGAAGAGCAUUAGAAUAUGUGACGUCAUUCCCUCCACCAAUGGAAGAGCAUUAGAAUAUGUGACGUCAUUCCCUCCGCCAAUGAAAGAUAAUUAGCAUAUGUGACGUCAUUCCCUCCGUCUUACUGCAAAAAAAGAGAAGAAAUCCGUCAUAUCAUUACCGCAAAAUACCAACAACCUAUUGACUCCGUUUCAUCACUUGACUUUUAUACGCAUUGAACAUAAUGCUUCUGUGUUAUCUAAGUUCCAUUUUGUUAAUUUGUCUCAGUAAUAUGAUCAUUGCCGUAAGAUGGCAUCUUGUCAUAGUCCAUGGUUGUUAUUUAAUUACUUAUUUAUUUAAAUUUUGAUGUUGUGCAUCAAAAUGCAUGUGUCUUAUCAAUAUAAUUACUUCAUUAGAGUAUUUGUCAGCCAUAACAAUUUCCAUUUUCUCAUGUUGACAUUUCCAUAACAAUAACUACAUGAAUAAUUGGUCUGCAUUGUACAUAUUCAUCACCAUCAUUUUUAAUUUAAGAUUUCAUUUUAGUUCAAUGUUGUAUGUGUUAUUUUCACAAAUCAAGUCAUUUUUUUUAUAUUUUUUACAAUAUCAGAAUGUUCCAAUCUUUGACAUUUUAUAUUUUGUUAAUAAAAAUUGUUGAGCUGUU